Messenger RNA from Etheostoma cragini (Arkansas darter), 5514 nucleotides. RefSeq names its product zinc finger CCCH-type containing 7Bb (gene zc3h7bb). The transcript has 21 exons. Gene Ontology annotation, biological process: miRNA processing. Gene Ontology annotation, molecular function: miRNA binding; protein binding; metal ion binding. NCBI's taxonomy places the organism in Eukaryota, Metazoa, Chordata, Actinopteri, Perciformes, Percidae. The coding region runs from base 276 to 2999 and encodes 907 amino acids. The record is from RefSeq and is a predicted model, not a curated record.
UGGCCGUACUUCUCCUGGAAACUUGUUGCAAAAAUUCACUCCCCAUAACAGCUACAACAGUUAGCUAGCUAGUUAGCAGCCGGUCAGUACCCAACAGCAACCGUAGCGCAGAUAAACUCGUUCUCCUUCCACAUACAAAUGACAGGGACACUAUACUUACAGAUAUGCGCCUGGACAUUGACUGACAUUCGGCUAGUUGUUCCUGUCUUUUUUGCCAACGCUCUGUGAAGCUAUCUCUGAUCUGAAAAGCGCUGCAACUUAGCUAACUCUCGGCUAUGGAUCAUGAUCGCCAAAAACGAAGAGAGGAAAUUCAGAAAGCCAUGAGCUUUAUCCAGUCAUCAUUGCCUUUCCCAGAGCCAGAAAGUUAUGAGGCAUUUCUGACCCAGUUGGUGUGUAACUUGCUGGAUGAGGGCAAUUCUUGCUUUAGAGAUGGGGACUGUCGUCAGGCGACCCAGCAGUAUGGGGAGGGAAUCAGUGUUGCCCGCUAUGCUCAGGCUGAGGCCCUCGUCAUCCCCCAUGAGCUGCUCGAGAGCCUAUAUGUCAACCGGGCCACUGCCUGCUACCAGAUGAGGGAGUAUGACCGCGGUGUUCAGGACUGUGACAGUGCACUGUGUGUGUCGGAGGGCAGUCGCAGAGCUUUGUACCGCAAAGCGAUCUGCCUGAGAGAGUUGGGACGACUCCGGGAGGCCUACGAGUGUGGAACCAAAUGUCUCCUCACUGCACCACACGACAGGCAGGUGAGUGACCUGGCUCAGGAUCUGGCCAAUAAACUAGGCCUGAAGGGCCGUAAGGCUUACAUAAGCCCACAGACGGAGUCCACAGCCACAGAAGGGGAGAGUCAUGGGGAGACUUCCCCACCCUCAGGAGAGAUGUCCUCCAAUGGGCUGGAAUCCAUGGGGGACAUGGGGGACAUGGGACAAGCUGAUGUGUCCAAUGCGCAGUGCAUCCCUGCUCCUUUGGCCACACCCAUCCCAGUCAGUGAUGACCCGGCAACGCCUGUGACUCCAUGCACCGACUUGUCAGAGAGCCCCAGCAACCAGGGCCUGCCUCCCAUGCCGUACUCCGUCCCUGUGUCGGAGCACAUUGAUGAAUGCAACAGCGUCCUCAAGGAUGAGUUAGACAGCCUGCUGGAGUGCAUUCCCAAGAAAGUGAGUGAGAGUCCAGUCCAGGGUGCUAUCCCCACCAACCUCCCUAACACUGCGGUGGGUCUUCGGCCUCCUUACUCCGCGAACCUUCCAGCCCCAUCUUCCCAGCUUCACCCAGCCUUCUUUGGCUCCUCCAUCAAUGACAUGCCCGCUUUGGAGCCCUACUCGCCGCUGGCCCAGAGGGACCAGGGCUCCACCCAGGCGCAGGACGCACUGGGAGGCUUCCCCACUGGGGUCACGGAUGGAGAAGGAAAGUCAGAAGUUGCCACUGGUGGGCUGGACUCAUUGUCUGAGUACACUCUCCCUGGGGGACGAGUGUGUCACAGCUUCAUCCCUGGAUUGCGCAACCACAGUGCUGCACAUGCUAAUGGUCCAGCAGGAACCAACCUCUCUCUGCUCUCCAGGAAUCCUCUGGCAGCAACACAUGAGUUUCGGCAGGCCUGUCAUGCCUGUUACAGCCGAAUAGGUCCACGAGUGAUGGACUACAAGUAUCAGCCGGAGGCAGCGCACCGCUGCAAAAGGGAUGUGCUGCUGUGCCGUCUCAAAAAUACAGAUGAUCCCACUUGGAAGAGAAUCCGGCCACGGCCUGCACGGAACAACUUCCUGGGGGCAUUUGUACUCUGUAAAGAGGUGCAGGAGCGUCAGGAGUGCCAGUAUGGGGAGAACUGUACGUUUGCUUACUGCCAGGAGGAGAUUGACGUGUGGACCCAGGAGAGGAAGGGCGCAUUGAGCCGAGAGCUGCUGUUCGAUCCGCUGGGCAGCACCGAGAGACGGGCGCUCAGCGUCACCAGACUGCUGCAGUUCCACAUGGGCAUGUUCAUGUUCCUCUGUGAGGAAUGUUUUGACAGCAAGCCUCGCAUCAUUAGCAAGCGCAGCAAAGAAAACCUAGCAGUCUGCUCAAACCUCACAGCUCGACACCCGUUUGACGACAACAAGUGCCUGGUGCACGUGGUGAGGUCAGCCAAUGUGCGCUACAGUAAGGUGCGUCCCCUGCACCCUCUCUGCCAGUUCGACGUGUGUCGUCACGAGGUUCGCUACGGCUGCCAGCGGGAGGACAGCUGCUCCUUUGCUCACUCCGUCAUAGAGCUCAAAUGCUGGGUCCUGCAGCAGGAUACUGGUAUCACCCACGAAGAGAUGGUGCAGGAGUCCAAAAGGCACUGGCAAAGGCUGGAGCAGAACGCACAGAAGCAGCAGAAGCCUAUCCAUGUCCCCCAUCCGAGCAGCAGCAUACAUGCAGGAGGAGUAGGGGGAAUGGGAGGUGGGGGUGGAGGAGUAGGGGGAGAUGGCAUCAGUGGGGGUGGUGUGGGCCCAGUGGGUGGAUUGGGGGUGGGAGGGUUAGGAGCAGGGGUGGGAAGAGGGCGUCCCCUUAACCUGAAAAUGAAGUUUGUGUGCGGCCAGUGCUGGAGAGAAGGACAGGUCAAUGAGCCCGACAAGAACCUCAAGUACUGCACUGCCAAAGCACGGCAUAGCUGGACCAAGGAGCGUCGAGUCCUGCUGGUGAAAUCAUUUGAGAAGAAGAAGUGGGUAGUUGUUCGGCCUCUGCCCUUCUCCCGCACGUAUCCACAGCAAUAUGACAUGUGUGUGCAUGUGAUGAAGCAGAAGAAGUGCCACUAUAUUGGGAACUGCUCAUUUGCUCACAGUCUGGAGGAGAGGGAUGUCUGGACGUACAUGAAGAACAACAGCUUGAGAGACAUGCAACAGAUGUACGAACUGUGGCUGCAGCUGACCAAUCAGAGUAGACGUACGGAUAGCUCUACUGUGACCCCGCCCCCAGAGGACAAGCAAGUCACCAUAACAGCAGAUUACACAGAAAGCAUGGGAGGCCGGCGGUCGUCAGAUGGGGAUAAUCUCUGAGUGUUGCUGUGGUGACUAGAAGCAGCUGAUCACCGCUGAGCUGCAGACAGAGACAGACCGGCCUGCCACACCAGCUACAACUUAACAGUCACCGCGCCAGUCUGACCUCCUCUAACAUCUUUUCAGCCGUGUGAGAGCAGUAGGACACCCAGCCCUAUAUACACACACACACACACACACACGCACAGUACCUACAUAUAGUACAUACACACAAACAAUUGAGUACAGCAAAUGAUACACAAAUCACAGGCACCGCUGAACACAACGAGAAAGCUUUGUAAGUGAAAUUACAGAUUUAGGCUUUAGUGUUACCUGUAGUUACAUUCAGCACCUUCAGGUUCCCUUUUAGCAGAUUAUACUGCAGAAAUUCCACAGGCAACUAGUUUUGCUCUGACUAAAAUGAUCAACUAGUUUUCCCUAGUGUUCACCAGGCACCCCUUUUUUUUGUUUUAUUUUGAUAAAAAACACAAGCACUGAAACAAUUCUUGGGUGGGCGUGCUGGUCGCUGUCCUUAAAUUUAGCUUGGUGAUUAUUUAAAACUGAAUUAAAGCCCGGUACUCAUACGCUUAAAGUUGACAUUUUAACUUUGGAGUGUCAAGUCUACAGUGCUGUUGACGGCAAUGGAGACUAAAGAAACAAAAGUAUUGUUUAAAAAACAAAAAAAAAGAGAUUCUUGGUGGACUCUUCGUUAAGCUGCGUAACAACCAAAUUUUAAUCUCCUUCCUUCAUGGGAAUAUUGCGAGAGGGUCAACAAUUACUUUCUGGAGAUUAAUAAUUUGUAGCAUAAUUGUUUGUUUUUUUCAAAGGGUAGUUGUACUUGUUAUGUUGUCUGCCAUAUUGGUAGAACACUAUGAAUGUAUUGCCUGCAUGGGCCUUUUAAACUUGGAAAUUGGUCAUUUAAAACGUUGCUGUGGUUGUGGAAUGUAUGCAAGUAUACUUACAUGCCCCAAAUCAAACUUGUGUAACAUGACAGUUUUCCCCCUCCCCCCGCUAUAAAUAUAACAAGGCCUCUUGGAAGCUGGCUAACCGUCCCUGCAUGGGACGAGCACAGACAUCUACACUCACUCACAUUAUUACCUUGUAGUAGCUGUCAGCCGGUGUCCAUGUGGUGGGACUCAAAGCAGGCCUGAAUGUCAGCUCCUCUCAGGUUGAGUUGGGGGGGAAGACGAUGUGACAAUAGAAAGGUCUUAACUAAUCACUUGUUGCUAAAGUACACAUGGCCAAUGGCUCAAAGCAAUUGUUGCCAAAGCAACCAAGGGGCUGUUCUCCAUCAUGUAAUGUAAGCUUGUGGUAAGCAGCUGACAGAGAUGUGACGCUGGUGUUGGAGGGCUACAGAGAAGUGACUGCAGCACAUGUACAGUCCUGGCUAGAGCUGCUCUCAGCAUCAGACCAGUUUAGACUGCAGGCGCCCAUUAAGAAAUCAUGACCUCACUUGGACUGAAGCAAAGUGAAAAUACAGCCCGUUUAGAAGACUUCAGUUGUAAAAAAACAUGAGUUUUGUAAUAGUUAAAGAAAAAAAGGAUAAUUUAAAGAGUUAAGUGCUGGGAGAAAAAGACUAAUGAAAAGAAUGGAGAAUUAUUAAGAAUGUAUUUUUCUAUAGUUGAUUGUGAGAAUAUUAAAGAUAAUUAAAGGGCAAGUUCUUCAGUUGAACUGGGGUCAAUAUUUCACUGAAAACCAAUCAUGGCCUUCAAAUGGAAAGCCGUGUUCCUCAUACUUCCACAUGUUGUGUUCCUGAUAGCUAUCAGUAGCUCCUAAUAUCAACAUUUUCAUUAAAGGAAACCUGUGAGCCUGAGACAGGGAAAUCAUUCUCACAUAUUGUGCCUAUGAACAACACAUUAACAUGCAACAUGAACAUGCAUGCAAAAAUGUGUGCACACACACACACACAGACACAGAGGCAGGAUGCCAUCUUAUUCUAGCCUUUAAUGUGGACAGAGACACGAUGGAGGUAUGUCUUUAUUCAGAUACAUAUUCACACAUAUUAUACAUAUUUACAAAUAAUGGUAUACUAAUAAUAAUAAUUGAUAACUUAGCAGUUAAGCCUAAUAAAUAUAUAACCUGAAAACCUGUAUUGAUUACAUAGAAGAACUUCUUGUUAUUGAGGUAAUGCUUAAUGAUAUGUAUCGCUGAACUAGAUGACUAUAGUGAAUUUUUUUUUGCUUUUUUUUUUAAUGUUUCCUUUUUUUGUAAUUUUUGCUUUUUUUGUGGGUUGUUCCAGAAAGGGUUUGUAUAAAGAGAUUGAUGCAGAGAUUGAUUUGAACUGGAGGGUUAAAUCUUUCACACUGAGAGAAGAAUGAAAGAAAUAGUUGCCCAACUUGAGUUUUUUUGACAAGUUCAGCAGCUAAACUGGACGUACAGAAUCAGCAGUGUUUCUGUUCUGCAGUGUUAAGGCCAAACUUCCGGGAAGCUGCACCCUAUUUUGAGCAUUUUUCCUAUCUGCAGUGACCUCGCCGAUACUCCCAAAAUACUGACAUACACUCAACCAGAACAUUAUGGAAAAUUGGAGCAGCACGUU